AUGUCGCACAAGUCCAAGAAAUCCGACCCAUCAGUCGCCAUACCACACGCAGAAGAGAAGCAUGGAUACGAGUUCUUUGGACCCCCAGGCGCAUUCGCAGUUACAUUCCUCCUCCCCCUCCUCGUCCUCGCCUCUCUCGAGUUCUGCAACGAUGUCUCCGGCUGUCCAGCGCCUGCUCUCCUCAGCCCGCGCACUCUCACCUGGGCAAAGCUCAAAGCACAAACACCAUGGCCCGAGAACGGCAUCGCCGGCCUCUUCGACGCUGAAGCCAUCUUCUGGACACUCGCCUACUACCAACUCCUUGUCGCCCUCCAAAUCAUCCUCCCCGGCGAAGAAGUCGACGGCACUGUCCUCAGCACCGGCGGCCGCCACCACUACAAAUUCACCACCUGGCGCACCUGCAUGCUCCUCACGCUUGCCCUGACCAUCGGCACCAUCACCUACGGCGCCAACUGGAUCGUCUGGACCUUCAUCUGGGACCACCUAAUCGGCAUCUGGGUCGCCAACCUGCUCAUCGCCUACGCCCUCUCCCUUUACGUCUACCUCGCUUCCUUCAGCGUUCCGCCCCCCAACCACCCAAACCCAACCCACCGCGAACUCGCCAAAGGAGGCCACAGCGGCAACAUGCUCUACGACUUCUUCAUCGGCCGCGAGCUCAACCCGCGCAUCGACAUCCCCUCCUCCCUCCCCCUCAUCGGCGGCCAAACCCUCGACAUCAAGCUCUUCAUGGAGAUGCGCCCCGGCCUGUUGGGCUGGAUCAUCCUCGACUGCGCCUUCAUCGCCCACCAAUAUGCUCUCUACGGCUACGUCACCGUCUCCAUCGCCUUCAUCACAGCCUUCCAGGCCCUCUACGUCUUCGACGGCUUGUACAUGGAACCCGCCAUCCUUACCACCAUGGACUGCACCACCGACGGCUUCGGCUUCAUGCUCGCCUUCGGCGACGUGGCCUGGUUGCCGUUUAUUUACAGCAUGCAGGCCCGCUAUCUGGCCGUGCACCCCGUCGAGCUGCAGUUGGGUGGUACCGGUGCCCUCGUCGCCCUCUGCGUCGGAGCAGGCUACUAUAUCUUCCGCGCGUCGAAUAAUGAGAAGAAUCGCUUCCGCACGGAUCCUUCGGACCCACGCUGGCUGGUGGGGUACGGCGCGGCACAUCAACUACCUCGGCGACUGGAUCAUGUCCUGGGCUUUUUGCUUCCCACGGGCCUCGCUGGCUACGUCAUCUAUCAUACGCGGAAUCCGAUUACUGGCGUGGAUACGGUCGAUGUCAAGCAGACGGACGAGGUGAGAGGUUGGGGUGUGAUUUUCACGUAUUUCUACAUCGUCUACUUUGGAGUGCUGCUCGUACAUCGCGAGCUGAGAGACGAAGCUAAGUGCGCGCGCAAGUACGGCGCGGACUGGGAGAAGUAUACGGCGAUCGUCAAGAGCAGAAUCAUUCCUGGCGUAUACUGA
Molecule: messenger RNA, 1446 nt
Organism: Cyphellophora attinorum
Lineage: Eukaryota; Fungi; Ascomycota; Eurotiomycetes; Chaetothyriales; Cyphellophoraceae
Product: Delta(14)-sterol
Exons: 3
Coding region: 1-1446 (481 amino acids)
Biological process (GO): ergosterol biosynthetic process
Cellular component (GO): endoplasmic reticulum membrane
Molecular function (GO): Delta14-sterol reductase activity
Source: RefSeq, a predicted model, not a curated record